AAUGAUCAGACUGGGCGCACUGGUAGAAUUUCAUGCUCAAGCAAUUUUUCUCCACUUUAGACACCACUCAGGAUAUAUCGGACAGGCGUAAGCUGAUGUUAUCCGUCGCUAAUGGACAGCUUGUUUGGCUUUAUUUUAUUUAUUUACUUAUUUAUCUUUUCCUGUGCUUAUCCAUAAAAUCGCACACCCACCUUGGAUCAUGCUUACGGGCCCACAGUGAAGUGAAAUCUAUCGUUUUCUUUCAGAAAUGCUGUCUGGUCGUUUUUUUUUUCGAUUGUUAAUUUGUCGCCUGGAGCUGUUAUCCAGAUGUGGAUUGUUGCCCCGUGGAAGAGCCACAUUUAAUCUCACGGAUUUUGAUGUAAUUAUUGAGAUUAAUUUGGAUACAGUGGUUUUCCUGGAUCCUACCCAAAGCCAGUGACGGCGACGUUGGAGAAAGAAACAGAGUAGAGCUCAAAUAACUCUAGACAAUGCUUCACUGUGCCAGCUGCGAAAAGCCUAUUCUCGAUAGGUUCUUGCUCAAAGUUUUGGACAGGCCGUGGCACAUCAAAUGUGUACAGUGCUGCGAAUGCAAAUGCAGUUUGACAGAGAAGUGUUUUUCACGAGAGGGGAGACUGUACUGUAAGAAUGACUUCUUUAGGAGAUUUGGGACCAAGUGUGACGGUUGCGCUCAGGGGAUUUUACCCAGUGAUCUUGUCCGCAGAGCCAAGAGCAAAGUGUUUCACCUGAACUGUUUCACCUGUGUGAUGUGUAACAAACAGCUGUCCACGGGAGAGGAGCUGUACAUCCUGGACGAAUUCAAAUUUGUUUGUAAAGAGGACUAUCAGAACAACAAUGGGAAGGACACCAUUCUUCUUUCUGUAACAACGUGUAGCGACCCAAGUCUGUCUCCGGACCCCCAGGACCCGCAGGACGACGGGAAGGACUCGGAAACGGGACACUUAUCUGAUAAAGACGUGUGCAACAACGAGAAUGACGAGCAGAGUGUCGUCGGGAAACGACGCGGGCCUCGGACCACCAUAAAAGCCAAACAGCUGGAGACGCUGAAAGCAGCUUUCGCGGCCACACCGAAACCCACCAGACACAUUAGGGAGCAGCUGUCACGGGAGACCGGACUCAACAUGAGAGUCAUCCAGGUUUGGUUCCAAAAUCGGAGGUCUAAAGAGAGACGCAUGAAGCAGCUGAGCGCCCUGAGCGCACGGAGACACCUGUUCUUCCGCAGCCCGAGGAGGAUGAGAGCGCUAGGAGACAGAAUGGACCCAGGAGAGCUCGGACACUUCUCUUAUUAUGGAGAUUACCCUGGUGAAUACUAUAGCUCAGGAGGGAAUUACGAGUACUUCCAAGGCCCACCACCUUCCCAGGCUCAGACUCCUGCAGACUUGGGCUUUGUGCCGUCCUCUGUCCCUGCUGGCACCCCAUUAGGAGCCAUAGACCACCACCACCCGGGCCACCACUGUCCCAGAGAGGUGCAGUGUUUCUCUGACACGGUAUCUCACCAUCCUGUGGACUCACCCAGUCCAGAGGCCAUCUCCAGUGAGCUGUGUGGUCCCAGCACACCCUUCACCACUGUGUCUCUCAGUGACAACGGAUACACCAACCAGCUUUCACAACCCUCCUCAGAAAUGAGCGAAGGCACUGUCUGGUAAUAAAGCUGAAACCCAAUUACAAGGCACACUUGAAUUUUGAAGGCAAAUGAAUGCUUUUUUAUUUGAUUUUAAAUAUAUGUUAAUUUUUUAUUUGUUAAUUUAUUUGCACUUCUGUUAAGCUAAUUAACUAUUUAUACAUCUCUAUAUUUGUAUGUAGGUAUAAUUGUUUAUAGCCAAGGACUAGAUUGUUUUAAAUGAUCCAUGUAAAUUUGACUCAUUACACAUUUACAAUACUGGGCCACAAGCAAUAAACAAUUAUAUUUAGAGGCUGCAAAUUUCUUUUGUGACUUUAAAGGAUUUUCUGGUAUAUUGGCAUAAUUGUUCAUGUGUGCAUAACAACAUGUUUUGUCACCUUUCAGUGUUUUACACAUUAUGAAAAACAACACCCUCCAUCCAUGAGUUAAUGUGUCAGCUUGUACCAGUCGAUAAGAGAUUAUGGUUGUGAUGUUCAGUACAUUUGACCAAGAACGUCUCUCAGGACU
Molecule: messenger RNA, 2125 nt
Organism: Monopterus albus (swamp eel)
Lineage: Eukaryota; Metazoa; Chordata; Actinopteri; Synbranchiformes; Synbranchidae
Product: LIM/homeobox protein Lhx1-like
Exons: 5
Coding region: 468-1643 (391 amino acids)
Biological process (GO): regulation of transcription by RNA polymerase II; neuron differentiation
Cellular component (GO): nucleus
Molecular function (GO): zinc ion binding; RNA polymerase II transcription regulatory region sequence-specific DNA binding; DNA-binding transcription factor activity, RNA polymerase II-specific
Source: RefSeq, a predicted model, not a curated record